AUGAAUUCCUCUGGCCAGAACCAAAGUGAAAAUUCUGAAAGAGCCGCUGCAAAUUUGAGGACCGUGGAAAGAGAUUGGCGCUGUACGUAUCCGAAUGAGAGAAGGGAGAAGAAUCAAAUCUACACUCUCCUGAGCAUCAGUAACAGUGCACAUGAGCAAGAGGAGAAGUCCUUGGAGUGUGUUAAUGGAACAGGAUGGGAGGAAGCAGUACAAGGCUGGAGUAAAACAGCCCCUUUUGCUCACCUUCAGUUACAAAAAAGAGCCAGAAAAUCAAGGACAAGUGAGUCAGUCAGUGGCUGCCUGUAUUGCUUAGAUCUGAUGCACGUUGUUGAGAAAGGCUUGGAGCAAGACCCCAAGUUAAUUCCAAGUUUCACCAUAGACAGUAGUCCCGAAAAACAAACUCUGCUCUGUUCUAAUACCACCCUGAGCUCUUACCCUGGAGUGAAUGAUUGGAAAAAAGACAGCUAUUCUGCAAAAUUGUAUUCUAUCCAUACAUCCCAAGGAGAAAAAAAAAGAUUGUCCUUAAAGGAAACUCAAGCUUCACUAAGCGACAAGAAGAUUUUUCUAAUGAAGGAAAGUCAGCUAUUCCAAGCAGAAAAGAAAAUGGUGCCAAUAAGAGAGUAUAGCAUACUUCCUCCUGGAAAGCCAAAAAGUCUAGAACCUGUGAAAUGUAAAGAUACGAAGACCCAUGAGCCUAUAAUAGGUAAUCUGGGAGACUCUGAAGCAACCGCUGUCAAAUCCUCAAUGUUUUUGCCACCUCUGAAGGACGCAGCUCUCAAAAACAGCUUGGACCCUUCGCCAAAGAAAAGUAAGCCAGUUAUUUUCCAAGCAAAUGAAAAAGCACCCCAUGCUUUUUUAGGGACAACUUCCUGCACUCGGGUUUUAAAAACCAAAGAACCCAAAUAUGAGAGAGAAAUAGACGUGACAGGUGAUGUGUUGAAGGGGCCAACAAAAAUUCAUGAGAGAACCUCUUUUGCCCUGAAGUUUCCCAAGACUUCAUGUAUCUCAGGAACCACGGACCAGGGCUGUUGGCGCUGUGGUUUUUUAUCCGAUAGAAAAAUUACAGCCCUAUCUAAUUCGAUUGCAAUGAGAAGGAAGAGUCAUCUCUCCGGCAUGCAUUUUCUGCAUACAAAAGGAGCACGUGGCAGCAAAGCCAAUGAAAACCAGGACCCUUGCACCAGAAGCAGGAGUCACACUGGACCCAAACAAGGAACUGAGUCAAAUACGCAGGAGAUUCCUCUGCUUUCUGGACUGUUCCCGUCCUUAACGGUCAGCCGUGUUGCAAUAACUGCAUUGCCUUCUAGGCUGACCUGA
Messenger RNA from Eublepharis macularius, 1314 nucleotides. RefSeq names its product chromosome 16 C16orf46 homolog (gene C16H16orf46). The transcript has 2 exons. Bases 1 to 1314 code for a protein of 437 amino acids. The record is from RefSeq and is a predicted model, not a curated record. Lineage: Eukaryota; Metazoa; Chordata; Lepidosauria; Squamata; Eublepharidae.